Molecule: messenger RNA, 1962 nt
Organism: Tympanuchus pallidicinctus (lesser prairie-chicken)
Lineage: Eukaryota; Metazoa; Chordata; Aves; Galliformes; Phasianidae
Gene: TMEM39B
Product: transmembrane protein 39B
Exons: 9
Coding region: 344-1813 (489 amino acids)
Cellular component (GO): membrane
Source: RefSeq, a predicted model, not a curated record
GCCCCUCGCUGACACCCUCCGAGCUGCAGCCGCACGGCGCGUUUCGUGCAGCCCCGCACCGCCGGCUGCGGCCCCGGCGAUGCCCCAAACGCGCUUCGGCUGCUUCUUUUCCCACCUUGCAGAAGGAGAAAACGAUUUCCGUGCUUUUGUGGCACCGCUCUCAAGAGCUGCGGGUGUCCCACGCAAACACAGAACUGCACGAAGGUGCCCCCAGUGCACCGAGUCCUUUGGGCGCGUUGUGUACAGCCCUGGAAGCAGCGGGUUUUAAGGACUGAAGGCGUAACAGUGCAGUGAGCAACCAAGAAGCCGCCCCAAAGAACAGCCCUCCGCAGCCUCUGUUGUUAUGGCAGGGGGAAGGCGGGGCCCCAACCGCACCUCCUACUGCCGAAAUCCCCUCUGUGAGCCCGGGGCUGCUGGCGGCUCCGGCCACUCCACGAGUUCCUCUGUCACAGGCGUUCGCUCCCGCACCAGGAGCGGUUCAGGUACGGGGCUUUCCAGCCCACCUCUGGCAACUCAGGCAGUCGUUCCCCUGCGGCACUGUAAGAUCCCAGAGCUGCCCGUGGAGAGGAGCGUGCUGUUUGAGCUCCAGCUCUUCUUCUGUCAUCUCGUUGCUCUGUUUGUCCACUACAUCAACAUCUACAAAACCGUGUGGUGGUACCCGCCGUCCCACCCGCCCUCACACACGUCUUUGAAUUUCCAUCUUAUUGACUUCAACGUGCUGACAGUGACAACCAUCGUCCUGGCGCGCCGCUUGAUUGUUGCUAUUGUGAAGGAGGCUUCCCAGAGUGGCAAAGUCUCCCUGCCGCGCUCCGUGUUCCUGGUGGUCACUCGCUUUGCUGUUCUCACUGGCACAGGCUGGAGUUUGUGCCGCUCGAUCAUCCACCUCUUCAGAACCUACUCCUUCCUCAAUCUCCUGUUCCUGUGUUACCCGUUUGGCAUGUACAUCCCCUUCCUCCAGCUGAACUGCGACCUGCGGAAGACAAACCUCUUCUCCCAGGUGGCCAACAUCGGCCCCAGGGAGACCGGCGAGGUGAACUUCAGGGGCAGAGAUUACCUGACCGUGCUGAAGGAAACCUGGAAGCAGCACACUCGGCAGAUGUACGGCGUGGAGGCGAUGCCCACUCACGCCUGCUGCCUCUCCCCAGACCUCAUCCGAAACGAGGUGGAAUACCUGAAAAUGGAUUUCAACUGGCGGAUGAAGGAGGUGCUGGUGAGCUCCAUGCUCAGUGCCUACUAUGUGGCCUUCGUGCCCGUCUGGUUUGUGAAGAACACUCAGUACUACGACAAACGCUGGUCCUGUGAGCUCUUCCUGCUGGUUUCCAUCAGCACAUCUGUCAUUCUCAUGCAGUACCUCCUACCUGCGCGCUACUGCGACCUGCUGCACAAAGCUGCAGCGCACCUGGGCUGCUGGCAGAAGGUGGAUCCGGCCCUGUGCUCCAACGUGCUGCAGCACCAGUGGACAGAGGAGUGCAUGUGGCCGCAGGGAGUGCUGGUGAAACACAGCAAGAAUGUGUACAAAGCUGUGGGGCACUACAACGUGGCCGUGCCCUCGGACGUCUCGCACUUCCGCUUUCACUUCUUUUUCAGCAAACCGCUGAGAAUCCUCAACAUCCUGAUCCUGCUGGAAGGAGCUGUCAUCUUCUACCAGCUUUACUCGCUGAUUUCUUCCGAAAAGUGGCACCAGACCAUCUCGUUGGCUCUGAUCCUCUUCAGCAAUUACUACGCCUUCUUCAAGCUGCUGCGUGACCGUCUGGUGCUGGGCAAAGCCUACUCGUACUCUGCCAGCAGGGACUCAGAGCAGAAGUUAAAUUAAAACAAUUGCACUGAUGCUCAACUUAUUACAGAACAAACAAAACAAGGAACCCUCAGAGCUUUGUAUUUUUGUUACCACUGCUUUUUUUUUUUUUUUUUCUUUGAUAACUGAUGUAAUUAAAAGGAAAAAACAUAUUUUUUUACUCCCAA